AUGACACAAGAAAAAAUCGGGGCUCUCGUAAAAUUGUUAUUGCAGCCACAGCUCACAUCGAUUGUGCCUAACACAUCAAUCACCACACCGGACUAUCCGCCUUUAUCAUGCACAGACUGCGCUUUACCUCAACACUACGGAUUUAUUGAUUCAGACUCAGAACCUAGCCAUUUAUCUCAACUUUGUGCCGCAAAUGUUGUAUCUGGUCUUGAUAGCUUACAUCAGCCUCACAUUAGUGAUUCUAGAUCUCAACAAUCUCCUCAACUUCAUCAACCUAAUAAUUCGUCUCAGCUCAAUGUCACCAAUUCUGUUGAUCCUGACAAUUCAUUUCGACUAAAUAACAAUUCUGAUUCUACACUCAAUUACUCGUCUCAGAAUAUUGUUACCGAUGUUACCAAUUCUAAUCGUUCAUUUGGACUUUAUGUUAGCGAUCCUUUUGUUGCUCCUGAUUUCCCGUCUCAACUUUACGUCUCUAAUUCUGGAUAG
Messenger RNA from Racocetra persica, 486 nucleotides. The record is from the annotation of a GenBank genome assembly. NCBI's taxonomy places the organism in Eukaryota, Fungi, Glomeromycota, Glomeromycetes, Diversisporales, Gigasporaceae.